Messenger RNA from Striga asiatica, 402 nucleotides. NCBI's taxonomy places the organism in Eukaryota, Viridiplantae, Streptophyta, Magnoliopsida, Lamiales, Orobanchaceae. The record is from the annotation of a GenBank genome assembly.
UUGACCCAACACAAUUUCGACCUCCAACAAAGGUUGGAUAAGAGCGGUCGCCAACAUGCUGACGACCUCAAAGAGAAGGAGAAAGAGCUGAUUGUGGAGGUCUACCACCACGAAGAGAAAGUGAAGGUUUCCAAUACUGCCGAUAUGCACCAAAGUCAACAAUACUUCCUCACCUCUCAACUAGGAGAUGAGGUCCAUAAGCAGAUCGAGUUUCCCAGCUUCUCAAGGGUUAUCGACCGCAAGGUUAUUGAGGAUCAACUCCACGAACGUGAGCCUAGGUUCCCUUCGACCACGUGUGAUGAAAUCAAACUCUCGAGUGAUGUCUUCCUCAUUGAAAUCUCGAGAGAAGACUUGCCAUGCCCACUGCUCAAGUUGCAACUCCUCCUCCUAAAGUUCCACUAG